CGGCUUAAGGCGCCUGGCGCGUGCGGGGCUUUGCCCGGGCUCCCGGCCGCUUCCGGGUUCACACGCCUCCCGCGCUCAGCGCCGGCCCCGGCUGCCCGGCCCGCAGCCCAGGCGCCAGCUUCCUCCACCACAGCUGUUGGACCCUGGCCGGGAGAGCUUUGGGUAGAUGGAGAACCGGAGGCGAGAGCUCCUGGAUGCCCUGUGGGAAGAAGAGGAAGAGGACGAGGAUGGCGUGGCUGCCAGUGCCUCCUCCAGCCUCCACCUGAGCAAAGCAGAGGACGUGCAGGUAGAGAUGCUGGAAAAGGCCAGGGAGCUCUUUCAGUUGUGUGACAAGGAGGAGAAGGGCUUCAUCACCAAGCUGGACAUGCAGCGGCUGCAGAGCGAACUGCCCCUGACCCCAGAACAGCUGGAGGCUGUCUUUGAUAGCCUGGAGCAGGACAAUAAUGGGUACCUGACGCCUGUCGAGUUCAGCAUGGGACUAGGGAAGUUCAUAGGGAUUGAGCUGUACCAAGGGUCUGGGAGCACAGAUCACUCCAGACUCGAGGAGACCUUUGAGUCAGGCUGGUCAGACGAUGAAGAGGAGAAGCGAUUUUGUUCAAUGAUGGAGCAGCUCAGCGCAGCCCAGGUCUUUGAAGAUCAGAGUGAGGUUCGGGAGCUUUGGACUCGUCUCCGGAAAGAACAGCCAGAUCUCUUGGCCAACUUUGAGGAGUUCCUGUUCCAUGUUUCAUCAUACAUCAGGGAGGUGCAUGAUGAGAAGGAAUCCAUGGAGCAGGCACUGAAGAGAAAGGAGACAGACCAUGACAGAGAAGUCAGGUGUCUUUAUGAAGAAAUGGAGCAACAGAUCAAAGCGGAAAAGGAACGACUGCUCUUCCAGGAAUCACAGAGGCACGACAGGAGCAACGUGCUGCAGAAGGAGCUGCGCAGCAAGGAGCAGGAGCUUGAGAAAAUACUCUACCGACAGAAAAAGCUGGAAUAUCAAAUACAGUCUCUGAACUCUGAGCAGCUGGAGAUCCGGGUGCAGAACGAGCGGCUCCACCUUCUGAAUGAAAACCUCCUGGAGCAGCUGGAGAGAAGCAAGUGGGAGCUGGAGAUGGCCAAGGGGCAUCUGGAGCGUCUCCAGAAGGAGGCUCAGUGUGAACAGAAACAGAAAGACAGGGAUGUGUUUAGAGUCUCUAAGAACAUGCAGAAAGAGAAACAAAGCCUUCUUCGACAGCUGGAGCUCCUCAGAGAGAUGAACAAGAAGCUUCGGGAUGACAGAGAUGCCUUUGAAGCCAAGAAGCUGGCACCUCAGAGCAAAAGGCCUCUGUUGAAGAAAGGGUCAGUGAUAGGCAAAUGCCUGUUGGAGGACAAGCUGGUCAAACGACAGCUGGUUCCUGGGGAUCUUCCUCUCACUUUCCUGGAGGACAUGACUGUGGAAGAGCCCAACAAGAAGAGCUGUAAAUACUUCCUGGCCACCACAACCCCACUGAAAGGAGAGGGCUGCACCUCAAGCUGUGAGCGAGAGCGGCAGCAAAUGGCGGGGGCUGGGGAUGAAUUGGACAAUGAUUCCCCAUUGUCCUCCAGAGAGCAGCCCAUUGGCACUGAAACCAUGGUACGUGAACCAGUCAGCUCUUCCCCAGAACGUGUCUUCAAAGUGGUGUUUGUGGGCAACUCUGGCGUUGGCAAGAGCUCCUUCAUCCAUCACUUUUGUUAUGACAGGUUCAUGGCUGAGAUCAGUGCAACCAUUGAUAUUGAUUACCAGGUGAAGAGUUUAAUGGUGGAUAACACAUGAGUGGCCUUGCAGCUGUGAGACACAGAGGGCCAGGAGAGGUUUCGGAGCAUCACCAAACAGUAUUUCCGGAAGAUGGAUGGUAUCUUUGUGAUGUAUGACAUCACUGCUGAGUGCUCCUUCGUGGCGGUGCGGAACUGAAUGAUACGGGAUCAGGAUCCAGCCCCGAGAUACUCCUGUCUUCCAAACGGUUCUCACAGGAGCCUUGCUCUGUCUGUCCUGCAGGAAGGGAUUGAGGAUGGAGCCAUGAUCUUUCUGCUCUGAAACAAAAUGGAUGCAGCAGAGAGAAAGACCCAGCACAUGCCCAAGAUGGAGGGAGAAAGGCUGGCGAAGGAAUACAAAGCUGUCUUCUAUGAGUGCUGCGCUAUGACUGGUUAUAACAUCCUGGAGCCCAUGCUGCAUAUGGCAAGGCUGCUGACAGCUCAAGAGGACAAGCAGAAGGAAAGUGCCCUGCACCUGGAAGAUUACCACAAGAGGAAGGGAUGCUGCAUGUGAUGGAGCAAAGAGCAGCUCUCAGGAGCAUGUGGGGGCUGCACAUGGCUGGCUAAGCAGGUUGCCUCCCAGCUAGCUGAGAACUGAUGUUAUCAGCUCCACAGGGACUCAAGGAAGGUGCAAGCUUGUCCCAAGAAGGAAUGUCCAGAUGUUAAAACAAAACAAACUUGUGUGCAACAAAAAUAAUUCUAAUUUCCCUCCGCCUCUAUGCUCUCCUACAGCUGCAGCAUCCCCCCUACCCCCACCCCCACCCCCCAACUCCAGGGACAUAGUGCUUGAGACGUUGCAUUGGCUGCACAGAAAUUGGUUCUCCUCUUUGCUUGUUCCUUUUGUGUCUCACCCCCGAUGGGAAACAAACACAGGUGAACAGAGGGCACCUCUAACACUCCGUUUUAAAUCAACUAAAGCAAUGUCCAACUCUGUAAUAAAGGGAUGAUUAUCUUAAACGGAAAUAGCAUUGGGAGUGUUGGUGUGUCUUAAAGCUGAUGUUUGCUUGGCCUUUGGGAGCGGACUGACUAAUCAGAGUUACUCAGCUAUCUGACCUGCGUGGCUCUUUAUCUCCUUCUAGUGACUGCUCCACUUAAAAGGUAUCUGAGUCUCCUAGCAAUGAGCCUUAAAGGAGGUAGUCCUUUAGUUCAGUGGUUUUCAAACUUUUUUUCUGGUAACCCAGUUGAAGAAAAUUGUU
Messenger RNA from Dermochelys coriacea (leatherback sea turtle), 2945 nucleotides. It is a transcript of the gene CRACR2B, whose product is annotated as calcium release activated channel regulator 2B. Lineage: Eukaryota; Metazoa; Chordata; Testudines; Dermochelyidae. Gene Ontology annotation, molecular function: calcium ion binding; GTPase activity; GTP binding. The record is from RefSeq and is a predicted model, not a curated record.